CAUCCACUUACCACCACCCACCACCCACCUCUCUCUCUUGCACCACCUAGCAGCCAUCACUCCCUACCCUUUCCACACAGCAAACAUGAGCAAGGGCAAGGUCUGUCUGGCCUACUCUGGCGGUCUGGACACCAGCUGCAUCCUCAAGUACCUGUUGGACCAAGACUAUGAGGUGAUCUGCUUCAUGGCCGACGUGGGCCAGGAGGAGGACUUUGAGGCUGCAAAGGAAAAGGCACUCAAGAUUGGUGCGACCAAGUGCUACGUGGAAGACAUUCGCCGCGAGUUUGUCGAGGAGCUCUGCUUCCCCGCCAUUGCGUGCAAUGCCAUCUACGAGAACGUCUACCUUCUCGGAACGUCGCUCGCUCGUCCCGUCAUUGCUCGUGCGCAGGUGGCAGUCGCCCAAAAGGAGGGCUGCUUCGCCGUCUCCCACGGCUGCACUGGCAAGGGCAACGACCAAGUCCGCUUCGAACUCGCCUUCUACGCUCUCCAGCCCACCAUCAAGGUCAUUGCUCCAUGGCGUGACCCCGUCUUCUACGAGCGCUUCAAGGGUCGUCAGGAUCUGCUCGACUACGCCGCAGAGAAGGGCAUUCCCGUCACUAGCACAAAGAGCAAGCCAUGGAGCAUGGACGAGAACCUGGCACACUGCAGCUACGAAGCUGGCAUCUUAGAGGACCCUAACACCGAGGCUCCUGCAGACAUGUGGAAGCUCACCGCUGACCCCACCAAGGCACCCGACAGCCCCGAGGACUUCACCUUGACCUUUGAGAAAGGUCUGCCCGUGAAGCUAGAGUACGAGGACGGCAAGAAGAGCGUGACCGACCCCGUCGAGCUCUUUCUCACUGCCAAUGCGAUUGCCCGCAAGCACGGUGUGGGCCGUAUCGACAUUGUUGAGAACCGCUUCAUUGGUCUCAAGUCCCGAGGCUGCUACGAGACUCCUGGUCUGACUAUGCUGCGAGGUGCCCACGUCGACCUCGAGGGUCUUGUCAUGGACCGCGAGGUGCGUGCUCUGCGUGACCAGUUCGUCACCUUCCACUACGCCAAGAUCCUCUACAACGGCCUGUACUUCUCUCCCGAGCGCGAGUUCCUCGAGGACAGCAUCGUGUCGUCGCAGAAGAAGGUCAAUGGUAGCGUGCGCUGCCGUGUAUUCAAGGGCAUGUUCAGCUGCGUCGGCCGCUGGUCCGACACGGAGAAGCUGUACGACGCCAGCGAGAGCUCCAUGGACGAGAUUGGCGACUUUGCACCAUGCGACACCACCGGCUUCAUCAUGGUCAAUGCCAUCCGUAUCAAGAAGUACGGCAACGCCAAGGAGGAGGCUGGCGAGAGUCUGGUCCAGCAGCACAAGGUCUCUGUCUAGAGCAGACAUUGAGAGAGGUCAGGACACUGCACACUGGGAGCGAGCAAGCGAUCCAUUCAUGCAAAUGGAUGCGCUUCGAUGUUCAGCUUGGAGUCAUGGACCAUGCUUUACACAUGGAUGUAGAGUAGAAACGAGCUUGUUACAAUGAUACCACAAAAGGCGUUGAUGAUGAUGAUGAUGAUUUUCC
This is a messenger RNA of Sphaerulina musiva SO2202, 1541 nucleotides long. RefSeq names its product argininosuccinate synthase. Gene Ontology annotation, biological process: L-arginine biosynthetic process; urea cycle. Gene Ontology annotation, molecular function: argininosuccinate synthase activity; ATP binding. Bases 86 to 1354 code for a protein of 422 amino acids. The record is from RefSeq and is a predicted model, not a curated record. The transcript has 3 exons. Gene Ontology annotation, cellular component: cytoplasm. NCBI's taxonomy places the organism in Eukaryota, Fungi, Ascomycota, Dothideomycetes, Mycosphaerellales, Mycosphaerellaceae.